AUGGUUACAAAAAAAUAUAAUUAAUCCAAUCAGAAUGACCUUUAAUUUUUAUUAUGUAUUUGAUUUAUCAUUAAGUUAGAUGACCAAAUAAUUAUUUAACCACCUCAAGAUCCUGAAAUAAACCAUUGUUUCAUUUAAAAAAAGUCUAGAGUUUUGAUACUAUUUAAGUUCAGCACACUAUUUUAGUUUAGCACCAAUACCUUAUUCUACAAUAGGUAAAUAAUUAUUGAAGGUUUAUUAGCUGGCGCAUUUUUUUAUUUUAUUUCAUUAACAAUUAUAGUUUAAUUACACCGUGAAGAAGAUGCAAUUGAAUAUUCUGAUAUGUAACUUAAGAUCAACCCAAGAGGCAAUAUAGCUCUUGGCAAUAAGGGUAUCACUAAAUUCAAUGAUUAAGGAGUUGCAUUAUUUCAUUUAAAUAGGUUAGAAGAAGCUGUUGAGUUUUUUGACUAGGCCCUUUCUAUAUCAUAGAAUAAUCCUAUUAUAAAUUUACUAUUGAGUAUACUUAAUUUUGAAUAAUCAUUUAGGAACUGCAUUAUCGUAAAAUAUAAUUUAUAUCCCGAUAUUCAAUCUAGGAAGAAGAAUCUAUUGAAUAUUUUGAUAUGGUCAUCGAUAACAAUCCAAAAUUUUUUGAUGCUUAUUUGAGAAAAAGUAGGUUUAAUCUAACUUAAUAACUUAAGGAAUGUCAUUUUAUCAUAUUUUGAUUGAUCAAAUCCUAUAUUUAAUCUAUACAGAUAUGUAGAGGGCAUUGAGACUUUUGACUAAUUAAUUUAAUUAAAGCCAAAUAAUUAUUAAGCAUUUUAUCAAAAAGGUAAAUGUGAAAUGCUACAAUUUUAGGAAGAUCUCUAAUUAAUUCAGGUAGAUUUGAGGAGGCAAUUGUAUCUUUAAACUAAGCCCUUAACUUCAAUUCAUAUGUAUUUUCAUUUGGAAAUCUAGGGGUAUAUUAAAUUUGACUAAAAAAUUAGGAAGAUUGCUAUUGAAAAUGAAUAGAUUCGAAGAGGCUAUUCUAUGAUUUAAAACUUCAUUCUAAUUAAACCUAAAAUGAUAAUCUAGCUAUUGAAAAGAUUGGUAAAAUUUAUAAUCUUAAAUUUUAGGAGUUACAUUAGAGAGUUUAAAUAGAAUUGACGAAGCAAUCGCUUUUAUUUUUUAAGCUGUAAUAAAUAAUCCGCAAUCUCAUGUUGCAAUAUUUUAAAUGUGUAGAUUUUUAAUCUUAUAAUUAAAGCAAAAACUUUAUUAAACGAGUAAUAUUUAUCAAUAUAUUAAAAAUCGGGAGCUUUGAAGAAGGCUUAAAAUUUUCACAAUAAGCCUUAAGUAUAUAACCUCAGAAUCAAUAAUAUUUACUGCUUUAUUGUAAUUAUUUAUAUAACUUAGGCAAAGGUGUUUAUUUUUAAUAACAAAAUCUUUGUUAUAUUUAUGUAAUAAUUGUGAAAAAUAUCUUUGGAAUAAAAUUAAUGAAGGGAAUUCUAUAUAUUAGAAAAUAUUAUAAUACAAAAAAACAAAUAUUUCUAUUAAAUUAUCAUUGUUACAUCUUUAAAGAAAUGGCUAUAAAAAAAUUAUGA
Messenger RNA from Paramecium pentaurelia, 1556 nucleotides. The record is from the annotation of a GenBank genome assembly. NCBI's taxonomy places the organism in Eukaryota, Ciliophora, Oligohymenophorea, Peniculida, Parameciidae.